UCAUCUAUUCCCACACUGCCUCACAUCGUGUGAGGGCUGUUUCUGUUGAUAUUUCACCGGGAUCCCGGGCAUUUACACGCAGUAGCUGCACCGGACGCCCCUGCUCCUCAUGGUGUGAAUGACGCUGGAUUAUAACGAGACAUCAUCCUCACCAUCAUCAUCAUCAUCAUCAUCACCAGCAGCAUCACUAUAGUGUCUGAUGGGGCUUCGAUGAGCAGGGGGAGAGGAGGAGAGACGCGCACCGUCAUCAGCAUCUGUCCGCCAGCUCCCUUUGUGCUCACCGGAGAAUGUGAAUGGCGAAAGAUGACAUGGCAGAGGUAGAGCUGGCCCCGAGCGGAGCGGAGCCCCCCGGCGAGGCCCCCUCGGCGUUUCCCUACGAGGAGUACGAGUGCAAGAUCUGCUACAAUUACUUCGACCUUGACCGCCGGGCCCCGAAGAUCCUAGAGUGCCUGCACACGUUCUGCGAGGAGUGUCUGAACACGCUGCACCUCCGGGAGGAGCGGCCAUGGCGCAUCAGCUGCCCCGUCUGUCGCCACCGCACCCCGGUGCCGGACUACCGGAUACAGAACCUGCCCAACAACACCAAGGUGACGGAGGAUUUCCCGCUGUACAUCGACUCGGACCCGCUGCCCCAGGACGCCCUGCCGCCCUACCCGCCGCGGCUGCACCCGGCCCUCGUCGCGCUCCGCCGGGAGGAGGCGUCGGGGGCGUACAGCACCAGCCAGGCGACGCCGUCCACCACCGUGUCCACCGCCACGACCCUCUCCCAGGACUCGGUGCGCUACGACAGCUGCCAGAGCUGCAAGCGGGUGGCGCUGACCACCGGCUGCGUGUGCGUGAUCUUCUCCUUCCUGUCCAUGCUGGUGUUGCUCUUCAUGGGCCUGAUCUUCGUGCACAGCCACAGCAUCCCCGCCUCGCCGGCGGGACCCAUUUGCUUGUCGGUGGCCAGCAUCCUGGCGAUGUUCUCGGUGGUCGUCACCUGGCUCAUCUGCUGGCUCAAAUACAGACCGGACCAUGAGACUGGCCGCUCGUCCGCCACCAGUAACUCCCGGAGAAACGCCUGACAGGCUGUGGGUGGAGGUUGUUGUGCUGUGGCUGUUUGAUCAUGUACAUAAUAUACUGACAACUGAUGCUCCUGCUCCCUUUACUUUUCUAGGAAUAAUUUCUCGUCCAGAAUGGCCUUGAAUCAGUAUAGCAAACACCCAAAGGCCUUCAUGUUGUUUAGAGCAAUAGGCCGACAUGAUCCUUGAUAAUCUCUACGUAAUAUGCACUUCAAUUUGCAGUGGGCCCAGUUGACUGAUGGGCAUCUCGACAAGUGAACUCAAGGCUUAGAUUUGAUGACUGAAUGUGAAGUGCUCAUUUCCAGGGUUUGACACUCUCCUCUCCCCAUCCUGCUAAAUGAUAUGCAUAUCCCCCUAUGCCACUCCUUGUAUGAUAACUGUCCAUGACGAUUUCACUCUUAUAUCUCAACAAAGCACUAUUGUGUUGUACCGAUAUUUGACAAUGUUCACUUCUGAGUUUUCAGGAGAGUGUUGUUGUUGUUUUUUUUCCGGAGACUUGUGUGUUUUUGUGAAAAAGCCUCUGAAAUGUUGCAAAGAAUCCAUAAUCCAAACUGUAAAUAGUCAACAGGGAAGCGAUGAGCAGUACUGGAUAGGUGUGACCAGCUUGUCUCCAAGACCUUCCUGAUCCUUGUGCUUUAAUUUACCUAACAGAAUGGCACUUCCAUUGUGAGGACGAAAACUGCACCUCCUCCAGCAAAGGGACACUGAAGGACAGCUUGUGAUUUUGAACUUGUGUUUUGCGCAUGUUAGGCUACUGGAAGGUCAAGGCCUUUUGUUUUUCCUUGUCUUGUUUUAAAUGGAAGGGACAGUGCAUGUCCCCGACUCCUGUGCCUCACCACCUCAUUGCUGAACGAAGCAAAACUUCACUGUUAUCACGAUCAAACUCACGCUCGGGCCUCCCACCACCGACAGCACCCAGCAUGAGGCGUCGACAGGGAUUUUCCUCCUCCUGUCACAAUACGUAGGCCACACAUUGGUUGUGGAAAACAGGGUUUCCGACGCAAAGCGACUUUUUAUUCUUAGAAAAAAAAGAUACAAAUAAAUAGAUGUGUGUCUAACAACGUAAAAUAAUAAGGUAUAAAUCCACUUUCAGCUAUUUCCAACUUCCAACUCAGUCCUCUGCUUCCUUUAGGGCAGCAUGUGAUGAUUAAUUGAUACUUAUUUACAGGUCGGACAACAUGAUUCUUAGAAUCUAUCAGCAGUCAUUAUUACCUAUGGCCACAUGUGUGGCAGAUUAGUGGUACCUUACUGUAGUGGCCACAGUUAAGUCCUUCAUUAACACAAAACAAAUAUUGGAUUUAACUAAACUAGAUCUUAAUAUAAUGAGGUUUUAUAUAGAUUUUGUUCUCUCAGGCCGGUUUGUCCAAAAAUACUGAUCUAACUUUUCAGGGGAAUUAGCUUCAGACAAAUCAAUGCAAUCCAAAAAAUAGCUAAACCCCAAGGGCCUAUAGUGAGUUGGCUUCUAUAUAACUGUGAAUUGGUAGUAAAUUGUGUGUGUCCUGCUACAGUCUAUUUAAUGUAUUUAUACUGGAUUCUUAUUGGGCAUAAAGUGAUACCUUACUUUUGGUGUGGUGUCAGGACCCCCAUUAUUGACAAGUGUGUGUCCGAGGAGCAAGUGAGUCCCACUCACAGACCUUCCUCACAGCAUUUAAUGAAGAAUCCGGGUAGGAUUCAGACACCAAAGUGCUCUCAGACGAGCACCCGCCCUUGCACACUCUUGGUAUCGCUGUACCUCAUUGCACAGGGGGAUAAAUAGACAGUUCCAAAUGAUUCCCUAACCCUCAUCCCCACUCCAAGUCUGAUUCUCAUGCUUGCUUCAAUCAUCCCGCUCAACCUUUCUCCCACUCAACUUCUAAAUGAUGCACUUUCCCCCCUUAUUAGACACGAGUAACGGGGUACACCUUUGACUAAUGUCCGCAUAUUGUAUUUACUUCAGAGGACCUAGACGAUGUCGUUGGUUUUUAUGAGAAUCCGUGGUUGUUGUUAAAAGUACCAAAUGUAUUUGCACAGAGAACUGUUCUUGGUGUGCUGUUUUACAUUCAUAAACACAUUUCAGUAAUAAAGAAAACAUGAACACCCACAGCUGUCAUUAGUUCUCUUGUGACAACAGAGC
Messenger RNA from Platichthys flesus (European flounder), 3174 nucleotides. Its product is annotated as E3 ubiquitin-protein ligase RNF182. Lineage: Eukaryota; Metazoa; Chordata; Actinopteri; Pleuronectiformes; Pleuronectidae. The coding region runs from base 294 to 1064 and encodes 256 amino acids. Gene Ontology annotation, molecular function: ubiquitin protein ligase activity. The transcript has a single exon. The record is from RefSeq and is a predicted model, not a curated record. Gene Ontology annotation, biological process: protein ubiquitination.